CCGGAAACAGCAUGAAAAUGAGGAAAAAUUAUGAACUUUUGAAAAUAAGAUAAAUAUCGAGUUGUUAGCUUUAUUUUCACAUAUCUGACUCUCAAAAAUCUUAUAAUAUAGGGAAGGGAUUUGAAUGCUUCAAAAAUAGCUGAAAUGUCGACAAGAAAGAAAAUGAGAGUUGAAAAUAAAAAAAGAAAACUUGCAGCUUUUCUUGAAAUUGCUCAAGAAAAUGACAAAACGAGACAGGAGAAAGUGAAGGGAAUAGAAAACAUACGAAAUGAGGAGAUAUCCAGUGAUUCGUCAGCUGAUGAUGAGCAAGCUGACAACAUAGCUUCUAUUGAUAGCACAACUGAAGUCAAAAAGCCAAAGCUUGAAACUGUCACUGAGGAAGAAUUACAAAAACAGCCAAUGAAUGAUGAUGAGUUCAAAGCGUUAAGAGCAAAACUGAAGGAGCGUCCUAGGAAGGAUGAACAGCCAAUAGAUGAUAGCUCAAUUGAAAUUAAGAAGGCAAGGAUUGAACCUGAUUCUGUCACUAAAGAACGACUAAAGGAUCAGAAGAAUGAUGACGAGUUGAAGGCCUUGAGGAUUAAGCUGAAGGCACGUCAGAAGGCUUCAAUGCAAAGGCCAAAGAUCUACCUCACACCAGCUGAAAUGAGGCCAAUAUUUGGGGGAAUACCUGCUGAGGUUGAUAUUCCGCUGUAUGUAGGUGACAUACAGCAUCUUGUUACAGAAACAGUCAUUGCAGAAUACUCAAGCUACAAGCCAAGAUGGUGCAAACUAUUACGACCAAAUAAAGUGAAGCAUACAGCAGUCAUAUGUGUUUCUGGAUUGAGUAUGGAUGACUACAAAAAACACGAAGAAUGUUUCAAGAAGACCAAUAGCCUGUUUUCAAUGAAAAGUGAAGUUUUGAACCCUUCCUUAUAUGGAAAUACAGUCACUGAGGAGAUGUUCAUGUUUCCAAAGUCAAAUAGACUACUAGCUAAACAAAACUUAAAGAAAUUCAAGUAUACUGGAAAUGAUGUCAAGUCAGCCGACACUCCUGGUGCUAUGAAACAAUGUCUAGCUGAAGGAGAUGCCUUCCCCAGGACAUCACUGUUGCUCAGUCAUGUUGAGAUGGCAGAAGAGAACAUUCCCUUGCCUACAGAUGCAAAUAAAGUGAGGAUGUACAAGUAUACCAAUGAGAAAUAUGAGCCUUGUGUUGAUACAAGUCCAUUGUUUGGUAUUGAUUGUGAGAUGUGUCGCACAAAAGCUGGACAAGAAGUUACUAGAGUUUCUGUGGUUAAUGAAAAAUUGGAAACUGUGUAUGAUACGUUAGUUAAACCAUUCAAUAGAAUCAUAGAUUAUGUAACAAGGUAUUCAGGCAUAACAAAGAAAAUGCUGGAUCCAGUAACGAUCCGGUUGUCUGAUGUGCAGAGAAAGAUCCAGGAGAUUCUCCCUGCUGAUGCCAUCCUUUGUGGCCAGUCCAUCAGUUCUGAUCUACAUGCAAUUAAAAUGUUCCAUCCGUAUAUCAUAGAUACAAGUGUUAUCUACAAUUUAUCAGGAUUUCGUAGAAGAAAGACGGGUUUGAAGCGUCUAGCAGGUCAUUUUUUAGGACGUGAUAUCCAAGGUAAUUCAGAUGGUCACAACUCAAUUGAAGAUUCAUCAGCCACAUUACAGCUUGUUCUACUGAAAUUAAAGCAUGACCCAACAUUUGGAGAUGUAAUACAAGGUGGAAAUAUAGCUCCAUUGAAAACAAUCUCAGAAGAAGAGCCCUCCUACAAAACACUAAAACCUGAUGACGAUAACAAUGAGGGCAAUGCAUCUGAGGAAUGUGAUACUUCUGAUCCUAAUGACUCUGACACAAAUCUCUCAGAAGCGCAAACAAAGGAGUUGAUGGAGAAACAAGUCAAUUUUUUCAAAACCUUCAAGAGUCGACCUCGGUGUAAUUUGUUUGACAUCAUAGGAAAGCAAAACAAAACUGCUUUAUUGAUUGAUGAGCCAAACAGCACAGUGGCUUUCAUGCAAGAUAAUUGCACGAUCGUAGAGUGUCAAACUGACAAGACACGGGUACAGAGUUUCCUAGAGAAACAUCCAAACUUCAAUCUUAGCUGGCUGAAUCUUCAUAAUUGUGAGAGAGAAACUAAAACAGAAGAUGAACGACAGUCGCUGUUUAAAAAAGUUGAUAAAAGAAUAAACCAGGUACAUAAAGUGAUCCCUGAAUGUACAGCAUUAAUCGUAGUAUUUGCUGGAAGAGCUGUGGACGAUACACUCCUCAAUGGAGGUGUUCUGGUCAAGGUCACCUGAUAAUCAUUGUGACACUGUUAAGUCAUUGUGACACUGUUGAGU
This is a messenger RNA of Owenia fusiformis, 2316 nucleotides long. NCBI's taxonomy places the organism in Eukaryota, Metazoa, Annelida, Polychaeta, Sabellida, Oweniidae. The record is from the annotation of a GenBank genome assembly.